AUGACCGACGACUUCGCCGACGUGCCAGACUCGACAGACUGGCUCUCGACACCCCUCGACGGCCUGGCCCCCGUCGAGGCCGCCCUCCGCUGCCAGGUCUGCAAGGAUUUCUACAAGACCCCGAUGCUCACGUCCUGCUGCCACACGUUCUGCUCGCUCUGCAUCCGCCACGCCCUCGCCAACGACGGCCGCUGCCCGCUGUGCCGCAACACGGACCAGGAGCUCAAGCUGCGGAACAACUGGGCCCUCGACGAGAUUGUCGGCGCCUUCCAGAACGCGCGCGCCAAGACCCUCGAGUUUGCGACGAAGCCGCCGCCGGCACGGCGAGCAAGGCCACGAGCGUCGUCGCCGAAACGCAAGCGCGAGAACAAGGACGGCGACGCGGCGGCGCCCGAGCCGAAACGGCUGCGCAGCUCGGCACGGCUGAGCGGCAGCAGCAGCAGCAGCAGCGGCGCCGCGCGGUCCCAGGAACCCCCGACCCCUGCGCGCGAGGUGUACCAGAUUCCCGACUCGGAGGAUGACGAGGACGAGGAGGGCGGCGACGACGGGGACGGGGAUGGGGACGAGACGUACGAGCCCGAAGAUGGCCUCGUGCCGUGUCCCAUGUGCCAGACCCGCAUGAAGGAGGAGCAGGUCUUUGCGCAUCUCGAUAAAUGCCCCGGCCCCUCGGCGGUGGAAGCAGGGAGCACGAGGCCAGGGCGGGACAGCGGGGGCGGUGGUUCUCCGGCAGCGCAGUCGGCGUUGCCGUAUGACCAACGGGCGAGACAGCCCGGGGCGAAGGCUCUGGAUAGGCUGCCUUCGCUGAACUACUCGAUCCUGAAAGACCAGGCCUGCGGAAGAAAAUGGUCGACCUCGGCUUGUCGACGGGCGGCUCUCGCCAGAUGA
Messenger RNA from Verticillium alfalfae VaMs.102, 885 nucleotides. RefSeq lists its product as hypothetical. Gene Ontology annotation, cellular component: nucleus; Rad6-Rad18 complex. Gene Ontology annotation, biological process: DNA damage tolerance; protein monoubiquitination. The transcript has a single exon. Gene Ontology annotation, molecular function: single-stranded DNA binding; ubiquitin protein ligase activity. Bases 1 to 885 code for a protein of 294 amino acids. The record is from RefSeq and is a predicted model, not a curated record. Lineage: Eukaryota; Fungi; Ascomycota; Sordariomycetes; Glomerellales; Plectosphaerellaceae.